Dimorphilus gyrociliatus is the source of this 1069-nucleotide messenger RNA. The record is from the annotation of a GenBank genome assembly. Lineage: Eukaryota; Metazoa; Annelida; Polychaeta; Dinophilidae.
AAUGCUUUUUCUAUUGGCGAUCUUAGUAAGAAAUUAUAGAAGCAAAACAUUUAAAGUUUCUGUGUUUGAUAGAAAAGCUACGGGAGCAAAGAUAAUCGUCUUUCCGGAGUAUGGUCUCUUCUUUCCUCACUAUUUGACUUCCAGAGAGGAUAUCUAUAAAUUAUUGGAAGAAAUACCGGAUCCAAUUCGUAGAGUUAAUCCUUGUAGAGAAUUGGGAGGCAAAGAAGAUUUUCUAAUUCAACAUACGCUAUCUUGUAUAGCUAAAAAUUAUUCACUAUAUUUAAUAGCUAACAUUGGCGCGAAAGAAAAUUGCCCUCAAAAUAAUAAACAGUGCACCCAGAACGGCGUCUAUCACUUUAAUGCAAAUGUUGCAUAUUCGCCAAGUGGAGUUCAUUUAGGAAGAUAUUUUAAGAAGAAUCUAAGAGACUUUGAAAAGUGGUACGAUGUUCCAACAUCUACAGUACCAUCUUGUUUUAAAACUCCUUACGGGACCAUUGGAAUGCUUAUCUCUUACGAUAUAUUUAACAGCGAAGUAGCUAUUGAUCUUAUAGAGAAUCGUAAAAUUGACAUUAUUGCAUUGUCAUCCGUUUGGAUAAACACAGUUCCUUUUCAUGCUAUUCCUUUUCAUGCUUCUUGGGCGUCAAUUAUGGGAAUAACAUUAUUUGUAAGUAAUCUGAAGAAUAAAGACGAUAUGAUGUUCGGAAGUGGUAUUUAUACACCUUACAAUGUAUUGAAACAUAGCUCGAAAUCUUACGAGGACGAGCUUUUAAUGGCCAGUCUUGAUAUUCUAUCAACCAGAAGGGAUAUUACUUACUUUCCAGAUGUAAAACUUUCUAGAUUAUUUAUAAGAGAGGCGAAAGAGAAAUUUAAAGCAUAUAUAGACGGAGUGAAUUAUACAAUGUCGUUGUUAAACGGAAGAGAUAACGAAGCUAAAACAAAGAUAUGCCUUAAAAACUUUUGUUGCUUUGUAAUAAUCAAAAACAAAGCUGUUAAUGUUACAAAUUUUGCUGUCGGUAUUUAUAGGGGAAAUUCUAAAGGAAGUGAAAACAUUGUUGAAUCGUGUCUGUAG